Andrographis paniculata is the source of this 1111-nucleotide messenger RNA. RefSeq lists its product as uncharacterized. The record is from RefSeq and is a predicted model, not a curated record. Lineage: Eukaryota; Viridiplantae; Streptophyta; Magnoliopsida; Lamiales; Acanthaceae. The transcript is spliced from 4 exons. Bases 14 to 754 code for a protein of 246 amino acids.
ACAAGCGACUGACAUGGUUGCAGCGAUGUUCGACCGACCCGUCGCCUUCCCCGACCAGGUUGCGGGACCAUCACAGAAACCUUAUGCAAUUGUGGUGGUGCCCGAACCCGACCAGGUCGCAGAAUUGCCCGACCCAGUCGUGGCACCACCCGACCAAGCUGCUGCCACGCUGCCCUUACAACCAGCCAUUCCACCUGUCGAUGAGGUUCCUCCUAUUGCUCCUCAACCAGUCCAACCGAUCCCACCGCCUCACGACAUAGAGGAGAUUUCCUCCUCGAAGUCAGGCGAGGCUUCGGUCAAUUUUGCCCCAAGGGGUUCGGGAAUGGAGCUGGCCGUCGCUCACCGUCUCCAACCGGGAGACGAGUCGGUUGCUGGCCCGACAAUUUGCCAUGGUGCUUCCACGGCGUUCCGAUUCAUGGCCUCUUCUGAAGCCACGGCAGCCUUAAAUCAGGCUGCCCAAGAGAUGAAUAUUUUGGCCCGAGUGAACCUUCCGACUCCCGUCAGAUCUAUCGUGGAAUGCUGCGCCGACCUGUCUUUUGCCGACCUAAGUUUAGCCGACCUCGAGGCUCUAGUCCAGGUCGCAAUAACCUUGUUGGUACAGCCCAUACUGGAAUCAGAAGCUUCCCCCGUCCUUGAUCGGAUGAUGGCCAGGAUUACUGAACUUCAAGCCGAACUGCCCUUGAUCCGCCCCCAUCAUCCGAGGCCAUGUCAUCUCAACCGACUGCUGAUCCAGCCAGUCUUGAGGCAAACUUGAAGAAGGUCGAUCAAGACCUUAACCUUGCCAAGGCCAAGCUGAACGAACUCUGACAAGCGCGGCACACGUUAGUGGCUGAGAUCUCCCAAAAAAUGGAAGAACUUAGACGCCUCCAAGAACAGCUGAAGUCCCUGGAUGAUAGCAUUUAAGAAGGGAAUCGUCUAGUGGAGGCACAUUGCCAUACUCAGACGAGUCUCUGCGAGAAACUUCAAACAACUAUACAAACGAGACUCGUCCGGAGACACCAGGAAGCCUAUCAGCAUCGGUGGGCCACAAAGUUGGAGCUAAAGUGGACCGAUCUCCAAACUGCUCUAAAGGCCCUGUUUUCUAUGUAACCCCGAUGUAAUUUGUAUAGAA